This is a messenger RNA of Exophiala aquamarina CBS 119918, 4239 nucleotides long. Its product is annotated as DNA helicase INO80. NCBI's taxonomy places the organism in Eukaryota, Fungi, Ascomycota, Eurotiomycetes, Chaetothyriales, Herpotrichiellaceae. The record is from RefSeq and is a predicted model, not a curated record. Gene Ontology annotation, molecular function: histone binding; DNA binding; ATP hydrolysis activity. Gene Ontology annotation, cellular component: Ino80 complex; nucleus. The transcript is spliced from 3 exons. Gene Ontology annotation, biological process: chromatin remodeling; DNA repair; DNA-templated transcription. The coding region runs from base 1 to 4239 and encodes 1412 amino acids.
AUGGCGACAGAUGGAGAAGCAGAUAGAAUUUUGAGGGCAUUGGCUCUCAUUGACCAGACCACUUAUCACGACACAGAUGCUGGCUUCUACGAAUUCAAGAAAUUAUUUCAGUGGAGAACUCAGAAACGAAAAGCUGCCAUUGAAGAAAGUGAAUACCGCAAGAAAAGACGUCGGACCACAUACUUCCUAGACAAUAUCACCAAGUCCUUUGACGUUUCUGCCACGACCGGCGCACAUCACUUCCGCGAACGGUUCGAAGCUUCCGCUGCAAAGGAGAUUGCAGACAAGGAUCACCAAAGCGAGAAAGAAAGAAAGAAAGACAUGCAACGAAAACGCCGUCGUGAGCAGCAGAUUAGGAAUGAGACACAAAAAGUGGAAGAGCUUCAUGAACGAGCAAGGGAAGCUGAAGAUCAGGAGGAAGCACAGCGAUAUUUGAGGCAAGCGGAAAAGGCUCAGCAACGGAUCAGGCAGACCACAGAACUCCUCGAGGGUGGCCCAGCACAGGAAGACAUGGAAGUCCCUGCACCCGCUCCGAACUAUGAAGGUGGUGUUACUUCGACAUUCCAGCUUGGUUCCCCAGAGCCUGGUGAACCGCCUAAAAAACGUUCCAAGAAAGAUGGCCCGUCCACCCGACCCAAGAAAUCCAAGGCGCAAAAGCAGGCCGAGAAGGACGCUGCUGAAGCCGGUUACGCUGCCAUGCAAGAGAAAGAAGCCCUCGUCCAUAUUGCCCCUAAGGAAGAAGUCAAAAAGGAGACUGUCUCCAAAGCCAAGAAGUCCAAAGAGGCCAAAGAGGCCAAAGAGGCCAAAGAAGCCAAGGAAGUCCCUGCCCUUGUCCCAGACAAGACAAUCAACUAUGAAUCGAAAGGCUAUAAUCAGAUCUACGAACAGAUCUGGAGAGAUAUGGCUCGGAAGGACAUUCCAAAGGUAUUCCGCCUGAAGCAGCUUUCCCAUACGACUCGCUAUGAGAAUCUACGAAAGACAGCUAUCCUGGCCAGCAAACAGGCACGCAAAUGGCAAGAGCGUACCAAUAAGAGCAUGAAAGAUGUUCAAGCUCGAGCCAAGCGAGUUAUGCGUGAGAUGAUGUCCUUUUGGAAGCGUAAUGAACGCGAAGAGCGCGACCUUCGGCGUAUGGCAGAACGCAAAGAAAUUGAAGACGCGAAGAAGGCAGAAGCCGAUCGAGAGGCAAACAGACAGAAGCGCAAACUUAAUUUCCUCAUUUCGCAGACCGAAAUCUACUCUCACUUUAUCGGUCGCAAGAUCAAGACCGACGAGAUUGAGAGGGCAACAGAUGACCCUGAAGUGGCGGCCUCUGGUAGUGCGGCUAAACCGAACACCCACAAUACUCACAUGGACGACAUGUCGGCUUCCAAUGAGCAUGGUAACCACAAGGUAACCAACUUCGAGGACCUCGACUUUGAUGCAGAAGAUGAUUCCGAACUCAGAAAAGCAGCAAUGGCCAACGCUGCGAGUGCUUUGCAAGACGCCCAGGACAAAGCCCGCAAUUUCAAUGGUGAAGAUCCAAUGGCUGCCUUUGAUUCAAGCGAUAUGAACUUCCAGAACCCAACCAUGGCAGGUGAUGUUCAAGUCACCCAACCAAAGAUGCUGCAAGCUCAACUAAAGGAGUAUCAACUGAAGGGCCUCAACUGGCUCGUCAAUCUAUACGAGCAAGGCAUCAACGGUAUCCUGGCCGACGAAAUGGGUCUCGGUAAGACUGUGCAGUCGAUAUCAGUAAUGGGUUACCUGGCCGAACAGCACAAUGUCUGGGGUCCGUUCUUGGUCAUCGCCCCUGCUUCGACUUUACACAAUUGGCAACAGGAGGUCACCAAAUUUGUACCUACGAUCAAAGUUUUACCAUACUGGGGCAGUGCAAAGGAUCGUAAAGUUCUGCGGAAGUUCUGGGACCGGAAGCACAUUACCUACAACAAGGAUUCGGAGUUCCAUGUUCUUGUGACUUCGUAUCAAUUGGUUGUUCAAGAUGCUCAGUACUUCCAGAAGAUCAAGUGGCAAUAUAUGAUUUUGGAUGAGGCCCAAGCUAUCAAAUCCUCGAGCAGUUCUCGAUGGAAGGCUUUGUUGGCUUUCCAGUGUCGCAAUCGUCUCCUCUUGACGGGUACACCUAUCCAGAACAACAUGCAAGAACUAUGGGCAUUGCUACAUUUCAUCAUGCCGACACUAUUUGACUCCCAUGAUGAGUUUAGUGACUGGUUCUCAAAGGAUAUUGAAAGCCAUGCACAGAGUAAUACCAAGCUCAAUCAAGAUCAACUUAAACGACUACAUAUGAUCUUGAAACCUUUCAUGUUACGCCGAGUCAAAGCACAUGUCCAGAAAGAACUGGGCGACAAGGUCGAGAAAGACGUCUUCUGCGAGUUGACCUACCGACAACGAGCAUACUACGCCAAUCUUCGAAGCAAAAUCAGUAUUAUGGAUCUUAUCGAGAAGGCGACUGUUGGCGAUGAUCAAGACACUGCGACCUUGAUGAAUUUGGUCAUGCAAUUCCGAAAAGUUUGCAAUCACCCGGACUUAUUCGAGAGAGCCGAUACUCACUCACCAUUUUCCAUGUCAUACUUUGCGGAGACUGCAUCUUUCUUGCGAGAAGGUUCCUAUGUACAGGUCGGCUAUUCAGUGCGCAAUCAAAUACAGUACGACCUUCCACGGAUAUUGUGCAACGAUGUUGGCAGACUAGAUAUUGCUGGUCCCAACAAUCAAACUGCCGGCUUUCGAAGGGCUGGCUUUAGGUCUGAUAAGAUGGCUGGAUUGUUGAAGAUUUGGACUCCUGAGCACAUCAAAGCAUCGGCAGAAGGGGACCAAGCCUUCACUUUCUUGCGAUUUGUCGACACUUCCGCCAGUGAAGCAUGUGUCGCAGGAGAUUCAGGCGUCUUUGAGCGUGCCAUCGAGCUAAGGAAGGGCACAAGGCGAGCGAUUACUGUGUUUAAAGAUUCUGAGGUGCAGACCCCAAUCCAUGCCAUGUUCAACAUUGUGGAAAACAAUCCAAGACAGGCUCUUGCGCAACUCGAUCCGAAUUCCAAUCUAGCCAAAUUAUGCAGCGUCUCGAAGAAUGCGCUCAUCGACACUGGUUACCCUGUUCUUGAGCCAGCCGCUGGUCCAAAGGCAUCGGCUCCUCCGAUCGAAGUCAGCUGCUUUGACCAGUCUUCCCUUUCUGAACGACAAUUGACCCUCUUCAGUUCAAAGAUCCGAAGUGUCUUGUUCCCUCUAGACGAAACCUUGGAAGAGAACUUGUUGAAGAACGACGUAGCUCCCCAAAAUUACCCACUAUCAAACUUGCUACCAAAAGCUGAAUCUGAAAAGGGGAGAUUUACCCACAUUGGAGUUCCUUCGAUGCGACGAUUUGUCACAGACUCUGGUAAGCUUGCGAAACUGGAUCAACUACUCCGAGAGCUCAAGAAUGGAGGCCAUCGUGUUCUUUUGUACUUCCAAAUGACCCGUAUGAUAGACUUGAUGGAAGAGUAUUUGACUUACCGCAACUACAAGUACUGCCGCUUGGAUGGUAGCACGAAGCUUGAGGAUCGUCGGGACACUGUCCACGAUUUCCAAACGAGACCAGAGAUAUUUAUCUUCCUGCUCUCUACCAGAGCUGGCGGUCUUGGUAUUAAUCUGACCUCUGCUGACACCGUCAUCUUCUAUGACUCCGAUUGGAAUCCAACCAUCGAUUCUCAAGCUAUGGAUCGUGCACAUCGACUGGGUCAAACCAAACAGGUCACGGUCUAUCGUCUCAUCACUCGCGGUACGAUUGAGGAACGGAUCCGGAAGCGAGCAAUGCAGAAGGAAGAAGUCCAACGUGUUGUCAUCACAGGUGGAGAUGGCGCCGGAGUUGACUUCAACACGAGAGAUCGACGCGAAAACCGAACUAAGGAUAUCGCUAUGUGGCUCGCUGAUGACGACCAAGCUGCACUCAUUGAGCAGAAAGAAAUGGAGCUUUCUGAGAAGCCUGAAGAGGAGAUAACAAAGAAGAGGAGCAAGAAAGCCGCCGCCGCCGCCGCUGCCGCUAGGAAGCGAAAAGGUGAGAUGAGUCUAGAUGACAUGUAUCAUGAAGGCGAAGGACAUUUCGAAGAUGCCUCAGCGAAACCAUCAGGUGCAGCGACACCAGUCGAAACGACUGAAACACCGGGACCCAAGAAAGGGCCAGGAGCUCGAGGUGGCCGAGGUGUCAGCAAGAAGGCAAAGACGGCCAAACAAAGACUGGCCAUCGUUGAUGCCGAAGGCGACUUGGGUAUGGGCGGCUAA